AUGGGAACAACAGAUUCGAUUCCUGUUAUUUCUUAACUUAAAUCACUGGUUGAAGUUUGCUGUGGUAAUACUGUAGGUGCUCGAAGAACUUAAAUAAACUUUUCAAACUAAUGCAUAGUAGUCUCACAAGUUAAAUCUUUAGUUUAAUCAUUAGGUGGGGAUAAUGUAGGGGCAAGAUAAACUCAAGAAAUUUACUUAAAUAAUGCAGUCCAAACCAUCAAUGGAAUUGCUAAUGGGACACCUGGUGUUGGACAUCUCAAAGGUUCUUUACAUUAUAUAAGAGGAGAGAAGGAAGCUGGAGAUCAGGCCAUGAAGUCUGCAUCAAGGACUAUUGGAGUUAUUGGAGGAGGAGUAAGUGGAAUGAUUAUUGGUGGUCCAAUUGGAGCUGUUGCUGGAGGAAUUGCUGGUGGAGCAGUAAUGGAUGGGAUAACCACUGGGUAAAAACCAGCGAAGAUUAAUCAAAAGAUAUCUAAUCAGGCAUAACGAAAUCCUAAGAUUGGGUCCAGAGCAUCUCAUCAAAAUGGGAGUUUAUAACCCAAGAUUCGGGCUAGAAUUGAUCCUUCAAAUAUUCUGCCUGAAUCUCUCGAAAGCUUGACUGCUGACGGAUAAAUCGAUCUUUAGAGAGUUUAUGAAAGUAUGAAGCAUGCCAAAACCGAAUAUCUAGAUAUUGGUUCUGCAGUUGAAGUAAAUAAUUAAUUUGAUCUCCAGUCAGCAAUUCCAAAUGUAUCAGAUUUAGAUGGUAUUAUAAGAAAUAGUUCUAAUGCCCAUACAAACUUAAUGGUAACAAAUACAGUCUAAAUCUGA
Messenger RNA from Stylonychia lemnae, 804 nucleotides. The record is from the annotation of a GenBank genome assembly. NCBI's taxonomy places the organism in Eukaryota, Ciliophora, Spirotrichea, Sporadotrichida, Oxytrichidae.